UUCACGCCUGAAGCUCUGCAAGCAUUUUUAGAAAAAUGCAAAGCUCCCAUCAAAGAACUAUAUCUUACAAAUCACAUAAAUCUUGUUGAUGCUCAUUUGGAAUAUCUUACUCAAUAUGCGAUUAAAAAGGAAACAUUGAAAAAACUUGGUGUAUCUUCGUAUUGCUCCCUCACCGGAGAAGCACUGCGAGAAGCCAGCGAGGUUAUGAUGGUUACAAGAUAUGGUGUUAGGUUACUGUCCUUAGUUGGAAGACGAUGA
Molecule: messenger RNA, 258 nt
Organism: Acaulospora morrowiae
Lineage: Eukaryota; Fungi; Glomeromycota; Glomeromycetes; Diversisporales; Acaulosporaceae
Source: the annotation of a GenBank genome assembly